CAAGUUCCUGUCCUCUGUGUGCCUUCGGUUUUCUAACGUUGCUGCUAGAAAAUGUUCCGUGGUCCUAUUUCUGUUCUUGCUGAGUCACACAACAAACUUCCUGGUGUUUUUAAAGAGAAUGGGCCCAGCCCUGUGCUUCGGAUUUCAAUUAUUCGUGAACUAGGUAACGUCCCCACCCAGGGGCUGAGAUAGUUUAAUAUGCGUCCUCUUUCUUCUUCCUUCAAAACCUUGUGCCGGUUCGUAAAUAACUUCAGUCCCUGCUUCUACCUCUAAAUGACCUCUGAGAGCCAAAAAUGAUUACCUAGAUCACAGCCGACUGGUACCUUGUGCCAACAAAGGCAGAAUCCAAAAGUGUCUUUUCUGUUUGAAGGGACAACUAACACGUCACGCGAUUCAAGAGCACUAGGGCGCCUGAUCCUGUCAACACUGCUGCAAAAAUCUCCCUUUACUUCCUCAUUCCCCUGGAUUAAAAGGAGCUUGCCCGUACUAUGCAGGUAUCUGUUGUCAAUUUCACUUCCCUAAGAGUGGAGUAUCGUGCAUAGUGUAUCAGGUAUCCGGCAACAAUGACACAGAGCUUCCUGGGGAAAGGCACUGAAAAUUCGGAAGCACGGCCCUGCCUCUACACGCAGGCUGCACCCUCAUGCCCACGCCAGAUAUACUUCCGUGAGGCACCUAAGAAUCAAAGCAGAACUGGGUCGAUUAAAUGAGGCAAACAGGCGCGUUCCGGAAUGCAGCCUUCUGCAAGGCUUUUCAUGAAAACAAAACAAACAAAACACAAAUGAGCAAAGGUGAAUUUGCGACCAAGUUUUCUCCAAGGACAAGGACAGGAAAGGAGAAAAAAAAAGGGCAGGAAAGGGGGAGGGGGGGUGCAGAGCUAGGUCUUAUCUUGCCAAAUGCUACUAAUGCUUGGUUUUCUGACCAGUUCCGAGGACUGGGUGGUAACAGAGUCAGGUGCUAAACCGUUCCAACUUGCCCUUCGCGAGCGAAGAGGGGUCCUCAGCUGGGAACCGCCCCGAAAGCCACAUUCAUCCCUUCAGGGAACGGCUUAUGUGUGGAAUGCAGAGUCCAGAGGCAGCAUCACGCUCAUUUAGAAGCUUAAUAAAUUUAAUUUUAAUGACACGUCGCGGCUGGCAUUAAAAUUCAUGAGACUCUCUGGACCUUUCAUUAGAGGGUAAGUAAGGAACUGGGCAAUUUAACUUCUUGACCACCUGAGCAGGAAAACGCAUGUCUACAAACUAUACUUAGGAAUCCCAGCAGCUUUUUUGAAAUUGAGUCAUGCUGGAUUUAGUGGCAGCAUACACCAGUUCUCUCCAAUUACUGACCCUAUGGGGAUUUUUUCCUUUUUCUUUUUUUCCUUAAGAAUUCAUCCGUAUUUCUCUCUGGGUCCAUAAAAAAAGAAAGUUGUGUGUGUGGGCCUUUUAAAAAAUCAGCUCAUUACUACUGAACCGCCAAGCCAAAAGAGCAGCAGGGGACAAGGUCAUGCUCACCGUGUGAGAUGAGCCAAUCAUUUAUAUUUAGACUCCGAUGGGUCUGAAAGCAUUUCUCAGCUCUGCUCCUUGGGAGCUGUGUGACCUCAGGCAAGUAACUCCACCUCUCUGAGCUGCAGUGCUUUUGGUUUUAAUUAAGCUUUUGGUUUUAAUUAAGGAAUGCAAACAUGUGCCCCUGGCCCUUGCAUGGCUUUUACGAGACGAAUGCAUGCCUAUGGCACACGGCCACGGGGUGAGUCGUCUCCAAAAAACCAUGCGGACAUGUUUGACAAAGCGCUAGGAAGCCUUCUUCUGCAAGCCGUGAGGUCAGGCUCCAGGGAGCCCUCGGGACGGGUCUCUCUAGCGUUGCAUGCACGGAGUGUGUUCUUUGAACUUGUGCUUGAACUCAGCUGGUGACGGAAGUUCCAGGCAGACCCCAAACGGCUACGGGAGCGCGCAGCGCCCGGGCGAGGGCUGCAAAAGCCCCUCGGAUGCACUGCAGCGCGUGCUGCCCCCACUUGCAGGCAGGCGCCUGGGUGCACGUGCAGCUGCUGGCGGGCCGGGGGUGGCUGCAGCCCGGGCGCCGCGCGGUCCCUCCGAGCAGCCGGCCACUUGGCAGGGCCGCUCCACCCCCCGCCCGCGGCACUGACUUUUGGGGCCGGAGCAUGUGGGGCGGUCCCGGGCACUGCGGGGAACUUGGGCAACAGCCCUGGCCUCCAUCCCGCCCCCCCGUCCGCCCCGGGUGACAGGAACACCCCCCCUGCAGCCGGGACACGCACAAAGCCUCCGGACCUGGUCGGACGCCUGCACCACGGCGGGCGGAGGACCCACGGCCCCGCGCGAUGCCGCCAGCCAGGACGUGCCCGGUGUUCCCCAAGCACCUUUGCUGAGAGAAGGUCGCCUCGCUGUCCUGGCACAUGGUGGUCUCAAUAACGUAAGACCUUUUGAGGACUGACACCCAAGACUGUCUACGAACUGUUAUCAGUGAAGAUGAAGAUCCGUUUGCUUCUCUUGCUCUUCCUAUGUGAGGCCCAGAGCCGCGCCACCUCUAAGCCCAACUUCGUCGUGCUGAUAGCUGAUGACCUUGGCAUUGGAGAUCCUGGGUGCUAUGGAAACACGACCCUCAGGACUCCCAAUAUUGAUGCAUUAGCCAGAGGGGGAGUGAAACUCACUCAGCACUUGGCCGCAUCACCCCUGUGCACGCCGAGCCGGGCAGCCCUCAUGACAGGCCGGUACCCCAUCCGAUCAGGGAAGUGGCACCUUGGGGUCCACUGCCACAACAAAACCGACUUUUGUCACCACCCUUUAAAUCACGGCUUCGAUUAUUUCCACGGGGUGCCUGUGACCAACUUGAGAGACUGCAAGCCCGGGCAAGGCAGCGUCUUCACCAGCGCCAUCAGGCUGCUGGUGUUCAUCCCUCUCCAAGUCAUCGCGAUCGCCCUCCUGACCUUGGCGGCGCUCAAGUGGCUGAAGCUGGCCCACGUGCCCCGCGCCGUCUUCAUCUGCCUCCUCCUCCUGGCUGCCGUGAUCCUUGGCGCCUUGGUGUGCUUCCUCCAUUACUUCCGACCCCUGAACUGCUUCCUCUUCCAGAACUAUGACAUCACCCAGCAGCCCCUGUCUUACGACAACCUCACGCAGAGGCUGACGGCGGAUGCCACCCAGUUCAUACGACGGAAUGCCGAGACGCCCUUCCUGCUGGUCAUGUCUUAUAUUCAAGUCCACACGGCCCUCUUCACGUCCAAGGACUUUGCCGGGAAAAGCCGGCACGGCAUUUAUGGGGAUGCCGUCGAGGAAAUGGACUGGAGCGUGGGGCAGAUCUUGAAGGUGCUAGAGGAGUUGCGCCUGGCGAACGACACCCUCGUCUACUUCACCUCCGACCAAGGGGCACACGUGGAAGAAGUGAGCACCAGAGGGGAAGUGCACGGAGGAAGCAACAGCAUCUAUAAAGGUGACAGUGUGGAUAAGCUCGGGCCUCCCAGCUCCCCCGGGGUCCGCUGCUCCUUCACCUUGGAGCUCUGGCAGUGUUCUCCUGUCGUUUUGCAAUAUGAAGGACUUCCUUGUGUCCCAGCCAUUGAACAGAGAACUCAGAACUCAGGGCGUUCCAGGCCAAGGGCGAUAUGGCCGUGGACGCCCUCACGCCCGUCUCAUUUAUUCCACAGGAUCAUCGACGGGCAUGACCUGAUGCCCUUGCUCCUAGGGCAACGCCAACGCUCCGAGCACGAGUUCCUCUUCCAUUACUGCAACGUCUACCUGAACGCCGUGCGCUGGCACCCGCCCAACAGCACGUCCAUCUGGAAAGCCUUCUUCUUCACGCCCAACUUCACCCCCGAGGGCGCCAACGGCUGCUUUCUCACCCACGUGUGUUUCUGCUACGGGCAGUUCGUCACCCACCAUCACCCACCUUUGCUCUUCGAUCUUUCCAAAGACCCCAGGGAGAGAAACCCAGUCACUCCCGCAACUGAGCCCCGAUUCCAGGAAAUCCUGGAAGCCAUGCAGCGAGCGGUGGACCGUCACACCCAGACCGUGCAAAAAGUCCCCAACCAGUUGUCCCUGGGGAACGUCAUGUGGAAGCCGUGGCUUCAGAUGUGUUGCCCCUCUUCCUCCAGACUCUCUUGCCAGUGCGACCAAGAAGAACAGGAUGAAGGGAUAUUGGGAGCUGAGAAGCUUGAUGAGUCUAAAGUUUGACACGAAAAGCAUUGUUCUGCCUCCUGUUUGAACAAGAUUCCUCAGGAAAAACGAAACAGGGUCAGGAGAACCCCCGGGAGUGGUGAGGAAAGGAGAAUUGCAGGGGCUCGGAUAGGCUCUCCUCGCAUCCAGCAAUUCUUGAUGAAAGCUACACCGUGUCCCCAGGAAGGCGGGCAGGCGAUGGAUGCUGGCAGGGACAGAUACACGCGGACAAAAGACACCAUUUUCGUAAACGUUCCUGUCCAACUUUCAAGUGACGUAAAAGCCAGACACUGUUCUGUCCUCUUUAGUCCUCAAGGAAUGGGGUGUGUGGUGUCAAUGACAGCCUCCCCUGAAAUCCCAGCUGUCUGAUCUCCGCUUACCUUCUGCCCACGCUGCUUCCUACAGGACACCGCCCUGCCUAUCUGGGGCCACGUGAGUUAGGGACCUUAAGCGCCCUGACAUCUGUGUUGCUAAAGCUUUGUCCAGUGCUUAAUACCGUUUCUUGGUGUAAUGGUCUCUGAAUAAAGUGAUCUUAUAAACUACCUGUAUUUA
Molecule: messenger RNA, 4685 nt
Organism: Hipposideros armiger (great roundleaf bat)
Lineage: Eukaryota; Metazoa; Chordata; Mammalia; Chiroptera; Hipposideridae
Gene: STS
Product: steroid sulfatase
Exons: 10
Coding region: 2457-4151 (564 amino acids)
Molecular function (GO): arylsulfatase activity
Source: RefSeq, a predicted model, not a curated record